This is a messenger RNA of Lutzomyia longipalpis, 795 nucleotides long. It is a transcript of the gene Psf3, whose product is annotated as DNA replication complex GINS protein PSF3. The record is from RefSeq and is a predicted model, not a curated record. The coding region runs from base 57 to 740 and encodes 227 amino acids. The transcript is spliced from 2 exons. Gene Ontology annotation, biological process: mitotic DNA replication initiation. Gene Ontology annotation, cellular component: GINS complex. Lineage: Eukaryota; Metazoa; Arthropoda; Insecta; Diptera; Psychodidae.
AGUUGUCAAACUUUGUGUUUGUGUUUUGAUUUUGUGGUGCUUCUUCAUCCUCAAAAAUGAAUAAUUUCGCCAAAACGAGAAGUUAUCUGCCCAAUUACUACAGCCUCAUGGAUAUCCUGGCCACGGAGGAGAAGGUGCCGUAUGAGAAAACGCAAGUUCUCACAAAUCUCGAGAGGAGAACACACGUUACGUUGACCAGUGAAAAUGGUGAUCUGAGUAUGGCUCCAUUUGACGUAUCCCUCUCGGGAUCAGCUUCAGCGGAAGAGACGCCCGUGGAACAAACUGAGGGUGAACAUGAAUUGCCCUUCUGGAUGCUCAACGAUGCUGAGGAUCUUCACAAUUACUACGUUAAGAUUAAAGUCCCGGAGCUCUAUAGAUCGUUGAAUAAGUCAAUUUGCGAGGCAGGAGCUAAUUCCGUGGAUCUGGGGAGGCUAUGCAAAUAUUUCUACGAAUUUGGGCUUCAUGUGUCCAAAUUCGAUGAUCAUAACAUCAUUGAGAACAUGCUGCUGAACACCCUGCGCCAGAGAUUGAGCCACAUCAUUGAUUUGUGCAAUUGUCCUGAUAUGAAGAGCAAGAGGGAUAAUCAUUUUGAUUGCUCAGAGGAGAAAUUGUACAAUGUUGGAUGUGAAACAUUCUCAGCAUACCACAAUUGGCUAACGAAGGAAGUUGCAGCGACACGGAGUAGGAAUACGAAGAGGAAACGAUCCGCAAUGGAGGCUGAUGAUAUCCUUAAAUUCUAGUGAAUGUAUUUAAAAUAAAAAUUAAUAAAAGAAUUGGAGGUUUUUUUGUUGUUGA